Molecule: messenger RNA, 11138 nt
Organism: Thamnophis elegans (Western terrestrial garter snake)
Lineage: Eukaryota; Metazoa; Chordata; Lepidosauria; Squamata; Natricidae
Gene: PPP6R2
Product: protein phosphatase 6 regulatory subunit 2
Exons: 23
Coding region: 110-2869 (919 amino acids)
Cellular component (GO): nucleus; cytosol
Molecular function (GO): protein phosphatase regulator activity; protein phosphatase binding
Source: RefSeq, a predicted model, not a curated record
UCUUGCUUCCGGAGCGGCGGCGGCGGCGGGGAAGGAGCGAGCGAGGCGGCCGGUCCGUCAGCGCUGAAGGAGCCGCCUGGCCGGUAGGUGCAGGCCCAUCCCCAUCAUCAUGUUUUGGAAGUUCGAUCUGAACACAACGUCCCACGUGGACAAACUGCUGGAGAAAGAGGAUGUGACCCUGCGUGAGUUGAUGGAGGAAGACGAUGUCCUGCAGGAGUGCAAAGCCCAGAACCGGAAGCUGGUGGACUUCCUCUGCCGGCAGGCGUGCAUGGAGGAGCUGGUGCAGCUGAUCACCCGCCAGCCUCCGCUGGACGUGGAUGAGAAGGUUCGCUUCAAGUACCCAAACACGGCCUGUGAGCUGCUGACCUCGGACGUGCCCCAGAUCAGUGACCGGCUGGGGGGAGACGAGGCCCUGUGGGACGUCCUCUACGGCUUCUUGGACCAGGAGCCUCCCUUGAACCCCUUGCUGGCCAGUUUCUUCAGCAAGACCAUCGGCAGCCUCAUCGCUAGGAAAGCGGAGCAGGUGAUUUCAUUCCUCAGGAAGAAAGCCGAGUUUGUCGAUCUGGUGCUGAAGCAUCUUGAGACGUCCGCCAUGAUGGACCUGCUGUUGCGACUGGUCAGCUGCGUGGAGCCGGCUCCCCUUCGCCAGGAAGUGCUGCAGUGGCUGAACGACGCAAAGCUUGUCCAGAGGCUGCUGGAGCUGAUCCGCCCUCACCAGGAUGAAGAUAGACAAUCCAAUGCUUCUCAAACCUUGUGUGAUAUCAUCAGGCUGAGCAGAGAUCAGACCAACCAGCUGCAGGAGGUGGCUGACCUGGACCCUCUGCUGGCAUCCCUCGAGUCGCAGGAGUGCGUGGAGCAGCUUCUGAAGAACAUGUUUGAUGAGGGAUUGACGGAGACCUGCCUUGUGAACGGGACCCAGGUUUUGCUGACGCUGCUGGAGCCGAGGAGAGCUGGCUUGGAGUCACUUUCUGACUCCUUCUCCCAGGGGUUUGAAAAAUUCCACCCUGUCAGUAGCAGCAUCUUGCAGGGCAUCGAGCCACGCCUGAAGGACUUCCACCAGCUGCUGCUUCAGCCCCCCAAGGUGGCUCCUAUCCUGACGACCAUCGGGAUCCUGGAGGAGCCCCUCGGCAAUGCUCGUCUUCAUGGCACCCGCUUGGUUGCCGCCCUGCUUCACACCAACACGCCCAGCGUUAAUCAGGAGCUGUGCCGGCUUAACACUAUGGACCUGCUGCUGGACCUGUUUUUCAAAUACACGUGGAAUAACUUCUUGCAUUUCCAAGUGGAGCUGUGUAUCACGGCCAUCCUGAUGCACGCCGUGCCCGGAACCAAGCUGCUCACGGAAAACGAGGAGGAGGAGGAGGAGGAGGAGGAGGAGGGAAACGUCUCCUGGGAAAAUGCAGAAGCGCCAGAGCCCCUCCUACUGACUCACCUCUUUCAAAAGUGCUGCUUGGUCCAGAGGAUCCUGGAUGCCUGGGAGACCAACGACCAAAUCCAGGCAGAAGGAGGAAUGAGGCGUGGCAACAUGGGCCACCUGACCCGAAUCGCCAACACCGUUGUGCAAACCGUGGAGAAAGGUCCCGGGCAGAGCCGGAUCAGGGAGUUCAUCAGAGGUCUCCCUGAAGAUUGCAGAGGCCGCUGGGAGAGCUUCGUGGAGGAGACUCUGGUGGAAGCCAACCGAAGGAACACGGUGGAUUUGGUGACGGCUCACCACCUGCACUCCUCCAGCGAAGACGAGGAGGCCAAGGCCGCCUUCCCCAGCGAAGUCUCUCUCCAGCAGGCAUUCUCCGAGUACCAGGUUCAGCAGAUGACGGCCAUUUUCAUGGAUCAGUUCGGCUUUAACGACGAAGAGUUUGCUGAUCAGGACGACAACAUCAACACCCCUUUUGACCGGAUCGCAGAGAUAAACUUCAGCACUGAUGUAGAGGAUGACAGCGCCAGCGCAUCCCUCUUUGAAACCUGCUGCAGCGAACACAUCCAGCAAUUCGAUGACAGUGAGGAGGAGGAGGAAGAGGAGGAGGAUAUUUGGGAGGAGAACGACACAAACUACGCCGCCCAAGCCAAGUCACGGUCGCGCUUUGGAGGACUUCGUUCCGUGGAAGGUUCAAGCAAAGGUAGCCUAGAAAACGGGGAACACGAUGAUGGCUGCAUGGACUCUGGGGAAGAGGAGGCCGAGAAGGAGACAGCUGCCCAUUCCGAGGACCCCUGGAAGGCAGAAAACCCGGCCACAGAUCCCUCCUCUGAAGGGUCUGGGUGGAGAACGGCCGCUGAGCCCGUGAAGUCCAAGCCUCCGGCCGCUUGGGUGGCCACAGACGUUGGCUCCAGCAUGUGGGAUUCCGUAGUGCCCGGCACAAAGGCUCCCGAAGAGCGGGGCUGGGCCAAGUUCCCGGACUUCCAACCCUUCUGCUGCUCCGAAGCGGCUCCCAGGUGCACCUCCCCUGUGGACAAGGAGAGCCAGGAUUGCGAGGGAAGGGCCAGGCAGAGCCAGGAAGAGAACUCAAGCGCUGCCCCCCCCUGCGCCUGGGACGUCCGCCUGGCACGGAAGGCCCCCUUGGUCGCCUCAGACAGCAGCUCCUCUGGCAGCUCAGACAGCGGGGAAGAGGAAGGGGCGGCCAGUGUGGUCACAGACACCGCCGGCACGGGUCCAGGCCAGGAAACCCUCCUGCCCACCGUGGACGCUAAGGGCGAAAAGGCCCUCUUCACCAGCGGUAACAACGCCGUGACGGUUGAGACGGUUCCUCUGACAAGUGAAGCCGCACUCCAGAUCCCUCCACGUUCUUCUGCUGCGGCUGCCACAUUGGAGGCCAAGAGGGAUGGCAGGAAUGAGGAGCCCCACCUGGGAACAGAGGCCCCGCUGAAAGGCCCCACUUGACGGGGGACAGCCCGAAGAGUGCCUGGCUGCAGCUGGGCUGCCCAGGUGUCCAUUGCAAUCCAGGCUGCCUUUGCAGAGGAGAGAGUGCGGAGGAGAGCAGGUCCCUCUUCAGCCGUGGCUUGAGUGCAGCAUGCGCUCCUCUUCCUCCAGCCCCUCCCCCCCAGCUCCAGCCACGACUGACCUGCACCGGUGCCCAUUCUUGGCUUGGCUCUUGCGGGCAGAAGGGAUGGACGGGCCGUGAUCUCCCAGCCUUGCAUCCGGGACCUUCUGCUCUCCAGGAAAACCCUGGACUGGCCCAGUGGGGUUGGGACUCCUCUGCCAGCUCUUUAUCAAGCAAUAUCAAGCCUUAUCAGGAAUGCGGCUGCUGCAACGUGGGAAGGUUUGGAGAGGGGAGCAUCGGCAGCUGGUCUCCCGAAGGACAGAAUUUCUUGCCACUCUUGGCAGGAAGGAAAGGAAGGAAGGCAGGCCAGGGGAGGGACUUAGGUCAGCCAGCAUCACCCCUGGGGACAAAAGUGACCUUGCAAGGAAGGAGGUCCCGGAGCGUUUCUGGGGUGGGGUCUCUGGAGACUUCCCUUUCACGUAGAGUUUGAUUUCUCCUUUGGUUCGUUUAAUUUUGUAAAAAUUUUAAUAGAAGCAAGAACUGCAACACUUUGCACUUUGGAUCUCAUGCCAACCUUGAAAGUUGGAAGAGACAUUUGCGGAAGCCAUGCCAGUAUGGCCUGGCAAUGCCUGAGGAGCACGAGCCGUGCCCUAGACGAGAUGUGGACUCUAGGGCAGCCCAAAAGGCUCCGUGGGGUGGGGCAGCCUCCCUCCGUCCCCCAGCACAACAAUCAGCUGCUGCAGAAUCGAGACUGUGAAUUUGGCCCUGAGCCGUUGGAUGGAAUGGGCUCCUUUUGCCCCUCCUGGUGUUCCCAGGCUCCGUGCAGCCACCAGAUCUUCGCCAAACCUCAGUGGGACUUGCUGAUGCUCAUCAGUGGCAUAUGAAGAGGGGUGGGGAUCAGAUACUUUGGAAUCAAAAUCUUUUCUGGAGCAGGUGAAGAAAACUGGUUUAAAUCUGGCACAGUUACAGUCACCCACCCCCAAACAUAACAGUGCUCUUUGUUUUUAGAAAAAACUCAACCGUGUCUCUGUGGUCCCAUGUCUUCUGCAAAUUAAAGCGUUGGCCAGAAGCCUUUGAGGAGCAAGGCCAGCCCACUUUCCUCCCACUGUGUGAGCUGUGUGGUUUGUGGUCAGGGAACUGAUGAGCGGAGGCCAUAUCCUGGGUGUCAUUUACUGGGGUGAAAAUUAAUUUUUGGACUGCUUUUUCAGUGAGGGGUUUGAAAAAUGUGUGUUUUUACACCAAGCAUUCAAAUCUGCUGUUAUUUUUGCAAUUGCACAAGAUUUAGCUUGAUCUGGUAUAAAUCCACCUCUGAUCAUACAAAAGUAUUUUGUAACCCAAAUACUAUUAACUUUAUCUUCUCAAAAUUACACUUUGUGCUAGAAAAGUUAAGGAUUUUUUCUGCAUGAAUCUUACCUAGCUAAGCAAAAAAAGUAAUCCAUGCAAUCACAAACUAACAGAAAGGAAUUAUCUGUGUUACAAAAUUUUUUAAGUGAGUUUCAUCCAGCCGUGUUUUGAUCCAUUUGACCUCAGCCACUGACUUGCUUCUUAGCCUCUGAUGUAAGCCUCGUGUUUCUCCUGUGUCUGCCCUCUGCUUGCUGCCUCUGUGACCUGUUACCACAUCCCUGUGUUGAUUGGGUUUGAUGGGGCCACUGUGGCACUUGAAUUGGUUUAGCUCUGUAAACUGUUGUCAGUUUGUACAUCAUAUUCACCUUCAGACCAACCGAUCGGCUCCAGCAGAGUGGAUCCCCUGGCUUUGAUUAAAGGCGUUUUUCUUGCCCGUUCAGAAAAAUCUCCCAUCGCCCUGGCGUCUGCACCCCUCAAAUCAAUGAUCUUUUGCACACCAGCUUUCCUCUCUUGGAUGUCAUCUGAACACAAGAGUGCCUGAAUUAUCACUUCACUGAAAGAGAACCAUACCGAGCGCUGAACGGUUGGCAAAACAGCAGCUACUACAGCCGCCAUUCGCAAUCUGACUUGCUGCAGCUGGAACAACAUACGACACAGGCCGCCUUCAAUCCAGGAACGUUUUACUUCGAUGUUGAAUCAGCAACAACUUAUUCCACUACCUGUCAUGAUCCCGACUAACGAACCCAAACAAAUCAGAACUCUGAAGCUGAGGACUUCCUCUAAGGGCUUCUUUAUUGGGUACAUCAUUGGCACGAUCAAAUGGAAAACCAACUCUGUUUCCCGCGGUUUCAGUAUAAUUACAACAGGAAAUAACUCCCCCCAAAAGUCACAGGUCAUGGCCAAUUAGGUAAAUUGGUGGGCUCUCCAGGCACCCCUCCUCAUCUCUAUUCACCACCUGUAGAGAUGACUUUGGUUCCCACGAGAAAGUUCUGUGUUUUGUCUAGCAAUGUAUUUUGUUUUCCUCCCCCCCCCCUCCCCCAUGUGGCAACUGAGUAGUAGAAAAAAUAGCUUCUGCCAGGUUGGAUUCAAAGUUGGCACUACCAUUCUUAAGUUUUAGAGAGUUUUGCAUUUAAAGGCAUGUUUUGAAACCCAUAAUCGAAAAAAGCCUAUUUUCAGUUCAGUUCUAUUUUCAACCAGUGUGGUUUAUGGGACCAAUUUUCAGAAGAGCCAGAUCUGUGGUAAGUUCUCCUGUCGUUGUUGUUGCCUGUGUGAUCCUAUGUGUGUACACUCAAUCAGUAGAGAGAUCCUUUACAACACUCGCUCAGUGAAACGAGAGGCUCACCAGUUGAAACUGAUGAAUGAAGGAUCAGUGUCAAGUCCUGUUGCCUAGCCUGUUGCCAGUUUUACCAGCCCAUUUGCUGUUGCACAAGGUCUUCCCAUCCAAUUUUGGGCUUGUCAUAGAGGUAACUCCUUGCUGUGGAGUGCACACCAGCAACCAGACCAACUUCCGGUCAGCUUGACCUCUGUCCAGGGCAUGGCGCCGCCUUCACAGGCAGUAUUUAACAUUUGUAGAAUCUCCCCCAGUGGCCUUCAAGCUUUUGUCAAUGCCUGCCUUCUUCAUGAAAUGCGCCAGAAUAUCUGCCAUCACUUGAGCAGGUUUUCCUAGUUUUGAGCCUUUAUCUGGACUGAAAUGAUAAAAAUUCCACCCAGCUCAAUGCUCACAGAAUAAUCUUUGAUGGUCCUGGAGAAUUGCUGGUCUGAAUUGUGUGCUUUCAGCACAACUCUAGUUGCAUCUGUACAGCCAUAGGAGAAGAUGCAUUCUAUUUUGCCUUCUUGCAGAGCUUAUCAAAUUGAUCUAAGGAACUUCAUAAUUUUUUCCUGGCCUCUUGACUUUAUUGUGGUCAACUGCAAGUCUCUGGUCUUCUCCGGUGAUGAAGCCAGGAAAGUGGCUGUGGCAAUGGCAGUAGACCAACACGGUGUCUUAUGCUGUCUACUAAUCGGGCAUAUGGAUGUGAAAACAUUUGAUAUUUCUAACCUACUGUAUUCUGUCCUUACUUUUGGAAUUGAAGGCACUUGUGUUUGGUCUAAGACCUCUUCGUAACUUCCAUCACAUUCCUCUUCUUUGGUCAUCUGUCCAUUUUCAUCGUAACAGAUAUUUCAUUUGUCAGUAUCAAAAUGUCUGGAACACUCUGCUUAUAUGGCUCAUCGUCUUGCUGCUUUUGCCGUGCUGUUUCUGCUUGGGCCCAUCUGGCAAACUAAUCUAGUGUGAUUCAAUCUUGUCUCUCUGACCUUUAACGAAAGCCAAGUUCCUUUGUCUCCUUAAGGCUGGUACAGUUAAUGGGAGCUUUUUUGCAGCAAGCAGGGCGGCCAAAUUCAGAAUACAGAACAAGUUGGCACUUGCAGUUGAGGAUGUCAAACAGUUUGUCAAGUUUCACAGUGAAAGUCUCUUUGACAUCUAGCUUUCCUCUACCAAGAGGUAUGUUUUUGGCUUGAUCCCAGCUCUCUUGGAUCUUGUUGAAGAGUGUCACCUAAUACCUGAGGAUAUUAGGAGCCAGAUCCUUCUCUAAACCGUCCUGGAGAAAUUCCAACACCUGCGGCGCUGAAGCAGAGGCUGGGUCUACCUGGGCUGCCCUGCACCAGCUUACGAAGGAACUCCAGGUCGCAUCAUAAAUGCUCGUGGCCGACUUCCAUCGUGAAGCUUCGAUGGUCCUGAUCACCCUGGUUGAGAACUGGGCCUCCCUCAAUUGCUCCCAGUCAAGUGCCAAGCGGUUAUCUGGAGCCAUUCCGGAUCUGGAUGCUCCAGACUCCCCUGGUACAGAGCUACUACCCCCCCCCCCCGGGAAUCCUCCAAUGAAGUUGGACCGAGAGGUCCACCAGGUCCAGGAACCAUGGCCGUUGUGGCCAAUGGGGCGCUACCAGAACCAAUUCUGCCCCCUCUAUCACUAGCUUCCGCAGAACCCCAGAAAGGAGAGGAAGGGGGGAAAAGGCAUAAAGUCCGGGCGGUCAUCUGCAGCGAAGGACCUCGACAUCUACUGCUCCCCGAACCGGGAACUGCGAGAUGAAUCUCGGAACUUGGGCGUUCGACAGGGUGGCAGAGAUCCACAGUCAACCAACCGAACCUUUGACAGAUCUGCUCGAAUAUGCUGGGAUGUAACUGCCACUUCCCGGGUCCACCAUCCCUGCUGAGCCAAUCCGCCUGCCUGUUGUCCACCCCGGAGAUGUGUUCCGCCCGAAUUGAUAGGAGGUUCUGUUCCGCCCAGUUGCCCAGCCAGAUUGCUUUGUUGUGUAGUGCCAAUGAGUGCAUACCUCCCUGCUUGUUUACAUGGGCCUUGGCCGCCAUGUUGUCCGUCAAAACCAGAAUGUGCUGACCAACCGCCGCUUCCUUGAAGUACCGAAGCACCAGAUGAAUUGCCCUGAGCUUCAGCCAGUUGAUGUUCAUCCUCAAAUCCGUGGGGGUCCAUCUUCCCUGCACUAUCUGGGACUGCAGAUGUGCCCCCCAUCUGAACAGAAUCGCGUCUGUGGUCAGGACCAACCUGUCCAGCUCCCUGAAGAGGGAACCCUUGGUCAGAGCUGAGGACGUCAACCAAUGGAAGCAGAGAAACACCUGGGGUGGGACCAGAACCUUGAAGAUGGCAUUGCAUGUCCUGUCUCUCUGGUGAGGAGAUGAACUUGCCCAGGAGCCUGGAGAGAAGGACUACGGGAACAGAAAGUGUCUUGCGUAUUUCCUGGAUCAACUCCAAAAUACUGUCCUUACGCCCCUGUGACAAAAACACCUCACACACCAUCGAGUCAAUGAUUGCCCCUAAAUGCUGGAGUCUAGUGCUAGGGGUCAGAUAGCUCUUAUCUUGAUUAAUCGAGAACCUCAGGGUGUGCAAGGUGUCAAUGGUGAGAUUCAAAUCCCUCUUACCUCGGCCUGCUGAACUGGCCAGGACAAGGAUAUCAUCAAGAUAACAAUGUAGCCGGACAGGGAAGGAUCUAAGGUGACCUGCAGCUACGGCUAAAACUUUGGUGAAGGUUCGAGGGGCAGAUGUCAAACCAAAUGGGAGGGCCCUGUAUUGGUAGUGCUCUCCCCCAUAGGUGCAUCUGAGAAAUUUAUGAUGGGCCGGAGCGAUCAUAUGAAGGUAGGCCUCCGUGAGCUCAAUGGAGGCUAAAAUCUCACCCUGCCUGAUGCCCUCCAAAAUGGACUUGAGAGAAGCCAUCUUAAACUUGUGGUAUACCAGUUUGGGAUUUAACAAUUUAAAAUCUAGGAUGGCCCUCCAGCCCCCGGAACUCUUGGGAACUAGAAACAGGUUGGAAUAAAAACCUAGAGCCUUCUCUGUUUCCGGAACCAAUUCUACUGCCCUGAUGUCAAGCAAGUGUCGAAUGGCCUUACGCAUACGGGAACGUUUCUCUGGAAUCCUCGAGGAAGGGAAGAGACAGGACCUAUUCGGGGGUUGGGAACAAAACUCUUAACAGUAACCCAAACUCAAUUGUGUGAAGAACCCAAACAUCAGGAGUCAUGUGCUUCCAGUGAUCCGCAAACAAGGUAAGGCGGCUGCCUAUGGGGUGAUCCUGCCCUGAAUCACUUAUUUCUGCGGAAGGGACACCCUCCCCCCCCCCCCCGAAAGGGAUGCCUACUGGAUUGUUGAUACCUGUAUCUGUCCCUAGAAAAAUUCCUACCCCCCUGCCUGGGAUAUCCAGGAGCAGAGUCCCUCGACUGUUGGAAAUCCUGUUCAGGGGGUCAAUAUGAAGACCUCCUGGGGCAGGGCGUGGGGCGCUGGUCAUGGAGGGGAAGACCUUGUGCUUAUUCUUAUCCUUAAUCAGGAUAAGGACAAGGGAUGCACCAAACAGCUUGUCUCCCAUGUAUUCCGCCCCCGCCAAGUGCCACUUUGCCCGUGAUUCUGCCUGUCAGUUGUGCAGCCAGAGGAGUUGCCUGGAAGCUACCGAGGAGAAUAGGGCCCUGGAAGAAUACUUGACUGCAUCCAGCGUGGCAUCAUCUGAAAACUGAGUGGCUGCCAUCAGCUUCUUGAUGUCCUGCAGCAGCCGCACGUCAGAAGCGGGGGUUCUGCAUUGAAGCUGCUCCAGCCAAAGCAGAGGGGAUCUGUUAAAAAAGGAAGCGGCAGCCGCUGCCCUGAUUGCCCACGUUACGGCCCGAAAGGUCUUGCGUAGGACGAUUUCCGCUUUCUUAUCCUCUGCUUUGAGACAGUAAGAAAUGUCACCGGUAACCACCGCAGAGGCCAGCCACUGGGACAUCUAUGGAUGGAACCUGCAGUGCUUGAGCAAGAUUAAGAUGUUAAAAUCUGCGAUCAUUACUGCCUGGGGGUGGGGGUGGGGGUGGAAGGUGCCGGGUUUUGCCCAUUGAGUUUUGAGCACCUCCAUAAAUAGAUCAGGUGUAGGAAUCGCCUCUUUUUCCACUUGUGGUUUAUAAAAGGGACCCUUCUUGGUUCCCCCCCCCCGCACUGGAGGUAGGUGUAGCUGUUUGAGGGGGAGCUGGAGUAAAAUCCAGGUCUGCAGUAGCUCUGGCCUUGCAAAGAAUGGAACCAAACAAGGCGGGCGGAAACAAGCCUGUAAUAGGAGGAGCCUCAGGAACCUGGGAAUCCUCGUCCUCAGAGAAUGCUACAUCCUUCUGCCCUUCCUCUUCUAACCCCGACCCCUCACUAUCUAUGGAGGGGGAAUCCAAUCUGCGUCUCUAGAUGUAGAAGAUUGGGGUUGAUCUGGAUGACCUCGUGGGGUCCCGUGGGAAGACUUAUUUUCUAGAGGAUUGAAAUUGAUGCUAUAUACCUGAUGAGAUGCCCUGAGCAAUGGCCCUGAACAAUGGCCCAGGCAAUCACAUUUUGAAAAUCCUCAGAAAGCUCUGGGUAAGCUUGAGAGAGGCUGGGAGGCUCAGCGGACUGAGGAGCCAAGCAUGGCCUGGAAGAAUCCGUUGUUUUGUGGCCAAAGGGGUCUCCUCGAUGUCCUGAGGACUGGGCCGGAGACAGAGGCGGGGAUAAAGGGAUAACCUCCCUCUCUGAACUACGGGAAGAUUCUGGGGAGCCCGGUCGCACCCUUAGCGGUGGUAAUGGUCGAGGAGGAGAACGUGAUCUGGAUGGAGAAGGACUGACCUCCCUAAGCCUUCUGUUUGACGCCCUGGUAAUGCGUAGCUCUUUGCUAGGAACUCUCCUCCUAGCAGAUUUAGAGGUGGCCUUCUUAGAUGUGGGUCACCCCAUCGGUACAGGGAUUCCGCUCCGGACGGGCUCCUCUCUUGGAUCCGAAACCCCUGGUGAUCUAGGGGCAGCUGCCUCCCCACUCCUUGAUAGCCUCCGCCGUCGCUUUUACUUACGGAUAUUGCCUUCCCACCGCCUCUCUAUUCCAACCGGCUCAGCUCCUGUGUACAGUCCGAAGCUCCUUCGGACUUGUGCAAUCUGCUGCCUCGCCGCCGAUCCGUGGGUCGAAUAAGCCGGCUCACCACCGAUCGAAAGGUCCUCCCCGGAUUACCGGCAAAGCACAGGCCUUCUGGGUGCUUGCAGCGGCUGGAAACGAGCACACCAAUCCUUGCACCCCUCCACAUGUGUCCCAAUAUGGCCUCCUCCUCACAAAAUGGCGACCCCUGACCAUGCGGUCCGAUGCUGAGCCGGCUCUGACUGAGCUGCUUGCCCCGAGUCCCUAGGGCUGAUCUGCGAGCCCUACCGAUGGGCUUAGGGGUCACACUGUGCUGCGCUCUCCGGCGCGCGACCUGGAGCCUCGCCUUUAACCGGCCAGCGGUUCAGGAAUUCCCUGAAUGCAACAAGCCUGACUUGUGGAUAAAACAAAAACUUUAGACAAUACAGAGAUGCAAGGAGAGAGGUAGGAGGAAUCACAGAUGGAAGA